Molecule: messenger RNA, 1839 nt
Organism: Trypanosoma brucei brucei TREU927
Lineage: Eukaryota; Euglenozoa; Kinetoplastea; Trypanosomatida; Trypanosomatidae
Product: protein farnesyltransferase alpha subunit, putative
Exons: 1
Coding region: 1-1839 (612 amino acids)
Biological process (GO): protein farnesylation; protein geranylgeranylation
Cellular component (GO): cytoplasm; CAAX-protein geranylgeranyltransferase complex; protein farnesyltransferase complex
Molecular function (GO): protein farnesyltransferase activity; CAAX-protein geranylgeranyltransferase activity
Source: RefSeq, a predicted model, not a curated record
AUGAAUAAGAGCGCGGUGCGUAGUGAAGAAAGCCGCCAAUCAUCAUCGCUACCAUCCACUUACUCGUCGUCAUCAUUGAACUCAGAAGAUGAGAGGUUGGCGCUGCUUUCCGAUAUUAAUGCGCUGCAGGCCCUCUUCCCAGGCGUUACCCCAAAAGAGGAGACCCCUUUGAUAAAACACCCCAACAUGACUCCCGCCGUCUUCUCGAAGAAGUUCGAUUACGUGAUGGGAAUUUAUAGAGCCGUUGGCGUAACCUUCAAGGGUACCCGCGUUGGUCCCUCCACGCCGCAGUGGCUGCUUCUGACAUCAUUUGUGAUUCAGCAAAACGCAUCGCACUAUUCCGCAUGGAAGGACCGGCGCGACGUUUUUCUUCAGCCCUCGAGACUUCUCACAUCCACACGAGAUGCAUUUAUGGCGGAAAAUGGCCAGCAAUGUUGUGGCGACAAGAGUGACAGUCUUGCGAAGGUCAUUCAGGAGUGGCUGCCGGCGCAAUGCGACGUGCAGGGCCCAACGGGGGAGUACAGCGUGUGGAGGGCGAUACGUUGGGAGCUGAAGGCAAUGGAGCGCUUUGCGUUGAUGAAUCCCAAAAACUUCCAAGCGUGGCAUCAUCGGGGGGAAAUGCUGCGAGAGGCUCUAAUGCAUGCAAACUCCGCAGUAACGGGGUCACGAAGCGCUUUCGACGGUUACCUUCUUACUUGUCAUAACAUGCAGUUUUCUGACAUCGAUGAGCGGGUAUUUUGCGACGCCGCAUUGGACGAUGAUAGCAAAAACUAUCACGCAUGGUUGUACCGGUCGUGGUUCGUGCAUUCGUUUCCCUUCCUACUCCACCCACCUUCGUGGGACUCAUUAUUAGGCGGAGAUCAGGGUACUGAAGAUAAACACAGUGAACUGCACGCCGCACCCUUUCGGUCGUUUACGGUAGAAGAAGAUUGGCUACACAAGUGCUUGCAGCCCAUCAUCCCGGAAUGCCCCUUGAGUGAUGAGCUCACGAGUACAGCGAAACGCAUUUUGCAUGAUUGCAUGAACAACUCAGCAUGGUGCCAUCGUUUUUACGUAUUUGAACAUGACCUCAUCGUGCCACUAAUUCGUGUGAUCCCGCCACAACAGACGGAAGAGGCGAAGUUGAUACUGAAACGGCUGUGCGAAUGUGAAAUGUUUUACGCCCUUCAAUGGUGUGCCUACGAGCCCUGCAACGAAUCGUCAUUUGUGCAUGCACGCUGCGUUGCUGUUUUGCACCAAGCUGUUGCAAUUCAUCUAUGUCUAUCCUCACACGAAGAUGCACCACACGUUUUCCUCCGUGAUGAUGAGAUCAUCCAAGUUGCGGGCUCCUCAUCUCUUCGUCACAUGAAUUUACGGGACAAACUCCGGUGGGGAGCAUUCCUUGAAACCUUCCGCCUCCUCUUAUGUCAAGUGAAUGUAUUGAGCGACGUCAUAACGCCACGUGCAGAAGAGUUCCGCAGUGGCGGGGAGGGACGCGACGAUGCGACAAUCUCCGUUAUUCGCAAACGUCGCUCUCAGUUUUUGCUGGACAAUACACAUCAAGUGUACACGGCACGUUACCGUUGUUUGUUUACGAUACUUGAGUACAUGUGGCGUUGUUACUUUACAGUGAGUGAUAGGGAGAAUGUGGCCGCCGCUCUUCCACCAGAAGUUUACGCUGGGGGGGAUGCGGAGGCCGCUGCACUUGCGCAACAGCAAUCGGACGACUGUGUAAAGUUCUUCCUGGAAGCUGAGCUCCAGGCACUGCGGCUGGCACGGCGUCUAUUCGUUGAAGAUGACAUAAGAAGGAAAUAUUGGAAGCAUGAGAUGAAUAUCGUUAUGAACCGGGACUAUGUUUGA